AGAGGAAGAGAAGAGAAGAAAGGAUCAGAUUUGACUCAUCAAGAAAUUGACCAGGAGAGUGACACAGAAGGAAUGGAUGAGGACUCUGUGAGUGACCACAGUUAUGAUUCCAGCGCGGAAGAAAUGUUUUUGGAAGGAAAAGAUCCACUUUUAGAUCAUGCCAGGGACUCGGAUGAACAAUGGGAACCCACAAUGUCAAGGUGUCCAUCCCCCACUAAUUCAGACGCUGAAGCUGGUUCAUCCAGCCGGACCCCUGCUGUCUCCUGCUCCACACCUUCCCCCGCCCGGCCAUCUAGAGGUGUGAAGAGGUCAGCCCAGAAGCGGAGGAGGGCCAGUGAACCAGCGGCAACUACCACCGAGGCAGAGGACCGUUGGCACACUGUGCUAGAAGAUGAUGUGGAGCCACUUCCACCAACAUUUAGACCGAAAAGGCAGCCAGGACCUCAGCUGGACAUGACUGCAAAGUACAGCCCCCUUCAUCUUUUCCAGAUGUUUUUCUCCUUGUCAGUUCUUGAUUCGCUGGUUUCUAACACCAACAAGUAUGGGGCUAAGACACAAACAGGCAAGAAAGAGGCAUGGAACCCCAUUUCCGUCCAAGACCUGUACUGUUACAUCUCACUGGUUAUUUACAUGGGGUUUGUGAAGUGUAAAAACCUCAAGGACUACUGGAGAACGUCAACACUCUACCAACUGCCUUUCCCCUCCACUGUCAUGUCUUCUAAAAGGUUUCUGACUAUCUCGCAGGCGCUUCAUAUCAGUGACCCACAAGUUGAUGAGGACAAUGACAAGAAGAGAGGCACAGCAAGCUUUGAUAGGCUCUGCAAAAUCAAACCUCUCUACCCCAGCAUGGUUGAGGCUUGCAAGACCCAUUUUCAACCCAACCAGAACCUGUCCAUAGAUGAGAGGAUGGUAGCCUCAAAGGCUGGAAUUGGCCUCAAACAAUAUAUGAGUAACAAGCCAACAAAAGGGGGGUACAAACUGUUUGUUUUGGACGAUUCUGUGUGUGCCUACACUUGGAAUUUUUUUGUUUACGAGGGGAAAUCCAUCUCAGCCACCGGUAAGGGACUUAGUUAUGAUUCCGUUAUGGAAUUAUUAGAUUUUCAACUGCUGGGGACGGGCUACAAACUGUUUGUGGACAACUUCUACACAAGCCCUACCCUGUUCACAGACCUGAGGAAGCUGAAUGUGUGGGCUUGUGGCACCAUUCGUCCCAACAGAGUGGGUUUUCCCAAAACAAAAGUCAACGACAUGCCUAAGCGGGCUGAUAGGGGUACCAUGCGAUGGAUUCGUAAAGAUGACCUGCUCUUUGUAAAGUGGAUGGAUACCAGAGAGGUGGUCAUGUGCUCCAGUAUCCACAAAUCGUACAGUGGCGAUCACGUCGUCAGGCGUGUGAAGGACGCUAAUGGGGAACAGACCACUAAAAAUGUCCCCAUUCCUGCUGCUGUGAAGGAUUAUAACAAGAGCAUGGGAGGUGUGGACCUGUCAGACGCUCUGAUAGGCUACUACAAUGUUCUCCACAAGACAAUGAAUUGUGGUGUUCACAUGCCCGAAUUCAUAACUGCAGGCAUGAAUGUGCCUCGGGGCAAAAAGGCCACAGCAUGGAGGCGUCGUUGUGUUCUUUGUCGCAUGAAGUCCCCCAUCACCUGCACGACUUGUUCGAAGUCCUACUACCGGGCAGAUAGGAAGUAG
Salvelinus namaycush (lake trout) is the source of this 1689-nucleotide messenger RNA. RefSeq names its product piggyBac transposable element-derived protein 4-like. The record is from RefSeq and is a predicted model, not a curated record. The coding region runs from base 73 to 1689 and encodes 538 amino acids. The transcript has 5 exons. Lineage: Eukaryota; Metazoa; Chordata; Actinopteri; Salmoniformes; Salmonidae.